AGAUCUUUGAUGGGCUUUCCUCAAACCUUCAGUUCACCAAUAUACUUUUUGUCUGGGUGAACCUCCCCUUCAAGAAUGCCAAAUUCGCCCAUGGAUGGAGCGAGCCGAUCGAGGUAACAAAAAGGAGAUUUCCCUGAUAAUUGACAAACAAAAAUUCUUAUGAACAAUGAAUAAGUCGUGAAAAGAGGUUGACUGAUUUUACGAUGUGUGACUCAGAAACAGCUGGGGAAACAAACAUGAUUUGACAUUGAACAUAAUUUGCAAUCACGACAUCACAUCUAUGACGUCAUCGAUGUUAUUGAAAACUGGAAAAUGGCAACGUCUGCGACAUCCCGAAGAGAUCAGGUCUUUAUUGGAGAUCUGCCAGAUGACUUUCUUCGAAUCGGAGGAGGUCCCACAGGGCAGCAACAACAGCAAAUAACAUCAGACGAGCAGACUGCGAGGGCGCUACAGUAUGGGGGACAGGCUCAGCAAGGAUAUGGCUCUUUCGUUGGUCGACUUAGUAUUACAAUUUCACAGGCAAGAUUAGCAAAGAAUUAUGGCAUGACGAGGAUGGAUCCGUACUGCAGGGUGAGGGCGGGGCAUUCGGUCUUUGAAACACCGACUGAUGUGAAUGGAUCCAAGAACCCCAGAUGGAACAAAACCAUUCAGUGCAACCUGGGCCAGGGCAUUGAUUCCGUUCACAUAGAGCUAUUUGACGAGAAAGCCUUUACCACCGAUAAUAAGAUUGCAUGGGCACUGAUCACCAUCCCACCCGCUGUGAUGAAUGGAGAAACCAAGGACGAUUGGUUUCCAUUAACAGGGAAGCAAGGAGAGGACAAAGAAGGAAUGAUCAACUUAAUAUUCUCUUAUACACAAGUGCCAGUGAUGCCGAUGAUGUACCAAGCUCCACAGCAGGUCAUUUACGGAGGUCAAGUUCCAGUCGUCAUGCCAACGACAUAUGGAUAUACACCUGUUGCUGCUCCAGUUGCCGCGUACCCUCCCCAGCAACCGCCACACGCACAGCAAGUGCCGCAGCCCUCUCAGCCUCCCCAGAUCACACAGGCCGACCUCCAGGCUCUGCAGGAGAUGUUCCCCGGGACGGACUCAGAGGUCAUACGAUCCGUGCUCGAGGCCAACGGGGGCAAUAAGGACGCAACGAUCGACUCAUUGCUGCAGAUGACAUGAGGAGAGAAAUCUUUCAUUCAUUUAUAUAUCAAAAUGAUUUCUAGAUCUGUUUUAUCGAAAAACCAGUUUAGUAAUUUAUUAAGAUUUAUACACAUCUCUUCCUUCAGAAUGUUAUGAGCUAUUGCAUUCACUUGCUUAUUACUAUUGGGCAAGAGUUUGUAUACAUUGCUUGUUCCUAUGUCAGUCAUGCCUGAGGCAAUCUUCCAGGUUUGUUAGUAUAACAUUCUGUUUAAACUGUACAUGUACAUAGAGAAUCAUUUCUUUAUUGGAAGGUAUAGUUAUAGAAUCUGAGUAUAUUACCAAAAUAGGCCCUUUGAAGAGUUACAAUCGAAUGUAAUUUACAGAAAUGAUUUACAUUACCUGGACCCCUUCUCACAAAGUGCAGAGAUACAUCCAAUCAGACUUGACUAUUGAGAGCCCGUGAAGCCAACUCCCAGUCUACAUCUUAUCUGUUUGAAGCACUCUACAGUCAGGGACGGAUCCAGGAAUUUCCAGAAGGGGGGGGGGGCACAUUUUUACAAGGAGAAAUUUGACAAGCAAAAAAAAAUUAAGGAUAUUUUGUCCCGGAAAAAAUUUGACAAGGAAAACAAAAAGGGGUUUUUAACCUAAAAUUAAGGAUAUUUCGUGCCCGAAAAAAUUUGCCAAGCAAAAAAAAAGGAAAAAAAAGGUCUUCAAUUUAAAAAGGGGGGGAGGGGGCACACUUCUGUUUUAACAACAUUUUUACAUUACAAAUUUUUAUUUUGCUUCUCAAAACGGGUGGGGGGGGCACGGCCGGCUUUGCCCCCCCCCCCCCCUUGAUCCGCCAGUGUCUACAGUAUUAAUGAAUCUAAGUUGUCUUUAUUGAGCAGUCUGUGUUCAUACAUUGUGUACAUUUCAUGGAUGAAGAAAUCAAGGGAUUUUUACAGUUAAGAUUGAUUGGAACAAUUGUAACUGUGCCCUGAUGAACUCUGCACAAGUUUUUUCAUAUAUUUUUCAUAUCUUCACCAUAUCACUCUUAUGAAAAUUUUGCGGUAAUGAAAAUGUGUUUUUAGCCCCGUGCAUGUAUAUUCACUGUGAAAAAGUUGGUUGAUAAUGAUAUGAACCAAUUUACCUUAAGUGAACCAGCAAAAUCAUUAAACUGUAUAAAGUACAAGAUAUCCAUUCCAGAUUUUAAAGGAGAAUGAAACUCUUGGAGCAAGUUAGCUUUUGUGAAAGC
This is a messenger RNA of Lytechinus pictus (painted urchin), 2362 nucleotides long. RefSeq names its product toll-interacting protein B-like. The record is from RefSeq and is a predicted model, not a curated record. Gene Ontology annotation, molecular function: ubiquitin binding; ubiquitin conjugating enzyme binding. NCBI's taxonomy places the organism in Eukaryota, Metazoa, Echinodermata, Echinoidea, Temnopleuroida, Toxopneustidae. Gene Ontology annotation, cellular component: cytoplasm. The transcript is spliced from 6 exons. The coding region runs from base 313 to 1167 and encodes 284 amino acids. Gene Ontology annotation, biological process: ubiquitin-dependent protein catabolic process.